CCGCUCUGCCCACACAUCAUCUCUAUGGUGAGUGAAAGGUCUCAUAUGACGUCACUUUCCGUUUCCGCUCUCUCUUCGCUACGCGGUAGGCCAAGAUGGUUAAUGUUCCGAAGACACGUCGGACCUACUGCAAGAAAUGUGGGCGUCAUCAGCCACAUAAAGUGACUCAGUACAAGAAGGGAAAAGAUUCCCUGUACGCCCAAGGAAAGAGGCGAUAUGACCGCAAACAAAGUGGUUAUGGUGGACAAACAAAGCCUAUCUUCAGGAAGAAGGCUAAGACCACAAAGAAGAUUGUGCUGAGGCUGGAAUGCGUUGACUCAAACUGCAGAUCCAAGAGAAUGUUGGCAAUCAAGAGAUGUAAACACUUUGAACUUGGAGGUGACAAGAAGAGAAAGGGACAAGUUAUCCAGUUCUAAAUUGCUGCAGUGUUUGUUUCCAACUAAUAAAAUUGUCAU
Pelobates fuscus (common spadefoot toad) is the source of this 455-nucleotide messenger RNA. RefSeq names its product ribosomal protein L36a (gene RPL36A). The record is from RefSeq and is a predicted model, not a curated record. Bases 96 to 416 code for a protein of 106 amino acids. The transcript has 5 exons. Gene Ontology annotation, biological process: translation. Gene Ontology annotation, cellular component: ribosome; cytosolic large ribosomal subunit. NCBI's taxonomy places the organism in Eukaryota, Metazoa, Chordata, Amphibia, Anura, Pelobatidae. Gene Ontology annotation, molecular function: structural constituent of ribosome.